AUGGUGUCCCUGAGCGACUUCCAGUGGAUCGGAGUGGGCCUGGUCGGCUUCGGCCUCUUCUUCCUCCUCUUCGGGAUCCUCCUGUACUUCGACUCGGUGCUCCUGGCUUUUGGGAACCUCCUCUUCCUCUCCGGCCUGGUCUUCAUCAUCGGCUUCCGGAGGACCUUCACCUUCUUCUUCCAGCGGCCCAAGCUGAAGGGCACCAGCUUCUUCUUCGGGGGGCUCCUCAUGGUGCUCAUGCGCUGGCCCAUCCUGGGCAUGCUGCUGGAGGCCUACGGCUUCAUCUCCCUCUUCAAGAGCUUCUUCCCGGUGGUUUUCGGGUUUUUGGGCUCAGUGACAAACAUCCCCCUGCUGAGCCAGCUCCUGCAGAAAAUGGGGGACAGCGGCUCCAUGGUGUGACCUGACCAGUCCUGGGCGAGUGGCUGCGAUGGGACAGGCUGGGAGAGCCCCAGGGCCGGCUGUCCCCAAG
This is a messenger RNA of Catharus ustulatus (Swainson's thrush), 469 nucleotides long. It is a transcript of the gene GOLT1A, whose product is annotated as golgi transport 1A. Gene Ontology annotation, cellular component: endoplasmic reticulum; membrane. The coding region runs from base 1 to 399 and encodes 132 amino acids. Gene Ontology annotation, biological process: endoplasmic reticulum to Golgi vesicle-mediated transport; retrograde transport, endosome to Golgi. The transcript is spliced from 5 exons. NCBI's taxonomy places the organism in Eukaryota, Metazoa, Chordata, Aves, Passeriformes, Turdidae. The record is from RefSeq and is a predicted model, not a curated record.